AUGAACGAUGGCUUCAAGAAUGACGAGUACGAAGUCUCGAAUGCAAACUACGAGGAUUCAGACGGUGACUAUGUCAUAUAUCGUGAACUUUACAACGGUGACCGACACCGCCAGCGCUACAUUCAGAAUCACUACCUUGUACUCAGCGUAACUGCCAAAGAAAUAAGCUUGAAUAUGCCAGACAUCCCUGUACUGGUUGGAACUAAUUCGAUUCCAGUCGGUACUAAAGGAACGACAACUACGACGGCGUUAUCAAAGUGGGAAAGAUGGAAAUCGAAAAAGAGACCAAGUCAUCCACCAUUACGACGGUCAAUGUAG
Messenger RNA from Gongylonema pulchrum, 318 nucleotides. The record is from the annotation of a GenBank genome assembly. Lineage: Eukaryota; Metazoa; Nematoda; Chromadorea; Rhabditida; Gongylonematidae.